This is a messenger RNA of Polychytrium aggregatum, 2778 nucleotides long. RefSeq lists its product as uncharacterized. Gene Ontology annotation, cellular component: nucleus; transcription regulator complex. NCBI's taxonomy places the organism in Eukaryota, Fungi, Chytridiomycota, Chytridiomycetes, Polychytriales. The transcript is spliced from 6 exons. Gene Ontology annotation, molecular function: DNA-binding transcription factor activity, RNA polymerase II-specific; RNA polymerase II transcription regulatory region sequence-specific DNA binding. The record is from RefSeq and is a predicted model, not a curated record. Gene Ontology annotation, biological process: regulation of cell cycle; regulation of transcription by RNA polymerase II. Bases 1 to 2778 code for a protein of 925 amino acids.
AUGCUCGCUACCACCGCUCCCUCGCCUCUGGCGCGUUCUUCGGCCGACGGCGAGCCUUCUCACCUCCUCGAUCCUUCGCAGCCCGGCACGGCGACGUUCAAGGGCUCGCUCAAGCCUGCUUCCCUCGGCGCCCCCCUCCAGCUGCAUCGACCAGCGAUCAACAAGGACGAGUCCUCGGAGGCCUCCGAAGGGCCAGAUUCAAGCGAUUCGCCUGCGGGACUGGUGCUCGCCAAAAGCUCUCCACUCGUCUCACAACUCUCAAACGGCCAGGCCCUCGAGGACGAUCGCUCCGAUCAGCUCGCUCUGCCGGUUCUUGCCUCGGCCCAACCCCAUCACAUCUCUCCACCCGUAGCAGAGUCUGAGGACCAUCUCUCGGCCGAGCUCUACCAUGGCCAUCCCUUCCAGAGCCACAACUACCUCGGAGUGCACUCUGCUGGAGCCUGGGACCACUCUUGUCACAGCCAGAACCACAACCUGGACUUUUCCGCAAUGGACUAUGGACCCAACGGGAUCUAUCCCACCCUCGACUUUACCGAGCCCUCUGAGCUCGCAUACGACCCCAGCACCAUGGCCCUCUACCACACCAACGCCGACCAUGCCGACCACCUCAUUGACUACCCCGAGGCUUACAACACGUCGCUCUCUCACAUCUGCAGCACUCCCUCUGCCGUGUCAGGUCUCUAUCCGCACUCGUACCGCACCGCUGCCUCUUCUCUGCCGAGCCAGGUCCACUACGGCGACUUCAAAUCGUCCUUUCUGAUCACAGGCCACAAAGCCGGCUAUGGUGCUUCGGCUCUGGCCGUGACGACGCCGUUAGCCAAGCGGUCCCGCGGACGGCCCUGCAGGAUCCAGGUCACCAAGACCUCCCAGACUGCCUCGGCCCCCCAGAGCCUUCCGGACACACCGCUCCUGGGCUCGCCCACGGACUCGAUCUUGGCGACGCCCGACUCCACUCCGGCUUUCCAGUGGGGCUCGUCCUCCGGCCUCCCCCUCACCCAGAAGCUGCAGCCGUUCUCCACUCCCAUGCGCGAGCCCUACCAGCCCUUCGGCAGCCACUUCCCGCCGUCGCUCCGAACCACUCCGGCCAAGAGGGCCGCUGCCCACGAGCCCGGUCUGAAAUCCCGGCUGGCUCCUGUCAGCGGAAGCCAGGCCGUCACCCGGCAUGGCGCCAACAAGAAGCUCAAAGUCGUCCCGCUCUACACCGAGGCUAACUCGCAGAACCCAAUCGCCCUUGCGGCCGAAGCCACGUCCCCGCCCGACUCGUUCCAGUCGCCUUAUGAGAUGGCCGGUCACGACUACGGAUCAUCGCCCGUGGAGCAUUCGUCCCGAUCGGCAAGCGGCCUGGCCAAGGGCCUGCGACACUUUAGCCGUCUGGUUGCAGAGAAGGUGCAAAGCAAAGGCAUCACGACGUACAACGAGGUCGCCGAGGAGCUCGUCGAUGACUUUGAGCGUCAGAACGGGCACAACUGCGACCAAAAGAAUAUCCGGCGGCGAGUCUACGAUGCACUGAACGUGCUGAUGGCGCUCGACAUCAUCUCGAAAGAGCAUCGGGAAAUCAAGUGGGUGGGGCUGCCCGGCGGACCCAGAACCAACGUGCCGAGGGAUAUCGGUGCAAUCAAGAAACGAAUCCAAGACUUGAGGGACAAGAUCGUUGCCGAAGAGGUGCAAAUUACCAAAAACAUGAAGAAUAAAAUGCGACUCGAGGCGCUGAUCCAGCAAAAUGCUGCCCGCCAGUCGCAGCUCAAGGAGCCGCGCCAGCCGAUCCAUUUGCCGUUCGUGAUGGUCCAAUGCCCACGCACCACCGAUGUCCUCGUAGAGGUCUCGGACCAGAAGGACGAGUACUGCCUGACCUUCUCAGAGUCCUUCAUUAUCCGCGAAGACUGCGAGAUUGUCGGCUCGCUGGUCGAUGCCCAUCUGGGACAGGGUAGUGGCGGUCUUAUCGGCGAGUCCCUCAUCAGCGAUCCGACCUACUCGCUCACGCCAGUGCUGGAGCAGCCCUUCCACCAGGAAAGCGUGGCGCUCAACCUGCUCGAUCUCAACAACUACACAACCACGCCCUGCGCUGUCGUCGGCUCCAACGCUGCCGAGCUGUGGGGAUUUGGCGUUGGCUCCUCCGACCAACUCCCUGCGACAUCGGUCUGGUCCGGCUCAUGUCCGGCACCAGCCGAUGCCUUGGCCUUUAACUCGGUGGGGAUGAUCUCCUCCCCCCUUGGCGACAGCAUCCAGGCGGCAUCGACGCUCCACUCCAUGCUGAGCAACAUCAAAGCCGACCCAGACGAUGCGGCCACCCAGGCGCAGACGUACCCGACCGAAGCAACCGAGCUGAUCGCCGCAGCCGAGCACGACGCUGCCACUGCGAACCUUCCGCCGGCACCAACACCGGCGCCCGUCGCCAAGGCGAACCAGCCCUCACCGACCUCCGAGACCGGCCUCUUCACCCAGCACUGUAGCCGCCGCGUCGACACCGAUCCAAACCUGACACUGGCUCCGGCAUGGUCGCGCUCCCGCCAUUCGUCGCUGACGUUGACGCGCGAGGUCGGCGACGGCCUCUCCGCAGAUCCCAAUAUGAUGUUUUGCGAGGUCGGUCCUCCAUCGUCGUCACGAGAUCCCAUGGCAGCCUUCCAGAACCCGGAAAUCAAGGCCCACGGCUCAAUCUCGAGCUCCGAAGCAUCUUCAUCUGCCGCCGUCGAAGCCGCCUGUGACGAAUCCCUAUUUAUGGCCUACAUGGCGCCGGUUGAGCUCCUGGGCGCCGACAUGGUCUCGGAGAGCAUCGAGUGA